UUAUUUCUCAUCUUCUCUCUGUGAUUAGAAAGAACCUCCCUAAUUUAAUCAAAAUUUCUAGGGUUUCAUCAUAAAAAAUCUCCCAAACCCUAACCCAAAAACAUAUAUCCAGCAAUUACUCAGUUUCCCCAUAUUCAAUCCAGUCGCGUCUAGGGUUUCAAUUCAGUUUUCAAUUCAAUUCAAAUCAAUCACAAUGGCGCCUGCUGCCAAACCGAGUAAGCAAGGCACAGACGAUUCGGAGACGCCGUCGAACAAUCUCUGGGUCGGGAACUUAGCGAGUGACGUCACCGACUCUGAGCUCAUGGACCUCUUUGCCCAGUACGGUGCGUUAGAUAGCGUCACCACCUACUCGUCGCGGAGCUACGGCUUCGUGUUCUUCAAGCGUGUGGAGGACUCUGCGGCGGCCAAGGAGUCAUUGCAAGGCGCCCUUCUGCGUGGAAACCCCAUUAAGAUUGAGUUUGCUCGACCGGCAAAACCUUGCAAGAAUCUAUGGGUAGGUGGAAUUAGCCCAUCUGUUUCGAAGGAAGAACUAGAAGAAGAAUUUCUUAAGUUUGGAAAAGUGGAGGACUUCAAGUUCCUUAGAGACCGGAAUACUGCAUUUGUUGAAUAUUUUAGAUUGGAGGAUGCUUCCCAUGCAAUGAGAAACAUGAAUGGGAAGCGAUUGGGUGGUGACCAGAUACGUGUGGAUUUUCUUCGGUCACAACCCUCAAGAAGAGAACAGUGGCCUGACUACAGAGACGGACAGUUUCUGUCCAGAAACAUGGGACCCACUGAUUCUCAAAAAAGACAACAGUAUUCUCAAUCUGCUGGGGGACGAAAAGGUGACAGUCAACCGAGUAACGUUCUAUGGAUUGGCUAUCCUCCUUCUGUUCAGAUUGAUGAACAAAUGCUCCACAAUGCAAUGAUUUUGUUUGGUGAGAUUGAGAGGAUUAAAAGUUUUCCUUCAAGGCACUACUCCUUUGUUGAAUUCAGGAGUGUAGAUGAAGCUCGGCGUGCCAAGGAAGGGUUGCAGGGCAGGCUUUUCAAUGAUCCUCGGAUUACAAUUAUGUUCUCAAGCAGUGGGCUGGCCCCUGGUAAAGAUUACUCUGGCCCUUAUCCUGGAGGCAAAGGACCUAGAGCAGAUAUGUUAUUCAAUGAACAACCUCUUCGGCCUUUACAGAUGGAUAUGUUUGGUCAUAACCGUCCAAUGAUGUCUAAUAACUAUCCGGGAGCUCUACCACCAAGUGGCGUUCUUGGACCCAAUGUCCCAAUGAGGCCUUUAGGUCCUCAAGGUAGGUUUGACCUUUCAGGCCCAGAACUUAAUGAUUUGGUGUCGCUUCAUAAUUAUCAAGAUGGCAAUUCCAAGAACCUGAUGGGUCCAAACUGGAGGCGGCCAUCUCCUCCCACACCUGGUGUCCUUUCUUCUCCUGCGCCUGGUAUUAGGCCACACACUAGAUCUGCAUCUAGUGCAUGGGAUGUGUUGGAUGUUAACCAAUUUCAAAGGGAAUCUAAACGAUCGAGGAUAGAUAGUCCUUUGUCCAUGGAGGACCCUCUGUAUCCGUUGAGAAAGAUGGAUGAUCAUGGAUUGGGGUUAGACUCAUCUUAUGGAAUUGGUCCAGUAAUAGAUGGAGGUGCUUCUGGUCCAUCUAUGAAUGGCCAAGGGAUUAGUCCAGCUGGUGCAAGGGUCUCAGUUGGAGGGCCUCCUGAUAAUGAUUAUAUAUGGCGUGGAACUAUUGCCAAGGGUGGAACACCUGUUUGUCAUGCUCGCUGUGUCCCUAUAGGAAAAGGGAUAGGAAAUGAGCUUCCCGAAAUUGUUAAUUGUUCAGCUAGAACUGGACUGGAUAUGCUCACAAAACACUACGCUGAGGCCAUUGGGUUUGACAUCGUUUUCUUCUUGCCAGAUAGUGAAGAUGAUUUUGCUUCCUACACUGAAUUCCUUCGUUAUCUUGGUGCCAAAAAUCGUGCUGGUGUUGCCAAGUUUGAUGAUGGGAUGACCUUAUUUUUGGUACCUCCUUCAGAUUUCUUGAAGAAUGUUUUGAAAGUUGCAGGCCCUGAACGUCUGUAUGGUGUGGUUCUCAAGUUUCCACAACAAGUUCCUAGUACUGUUUCUAUGCACCAACAAAUGCAGCCCAUGCCACCUUCACAGUUCAUAGAUAGACAGCAGAUUCUUUCUUCACAAGCUGAGUAUAGUGCAAUCCCAUCGAAGGAGGAACAUAUUUUGCCAAUGAAUUAUAACAGGGUUUUGCAUGAGGACUCGAAGCUUUCUGCAAAACCACCAUUUCCACCUACUAGUGAGCCCUCUGGACUGCAGCCCCAAGACUAUGCUUCUAGUAAUAGUGCUGCAGUAUCACAAGCUGGAGUUACAUUAACUCCUGAACUUAUUGCCACUCUGGCGACUUUACUGCCUGGAAAUGCACAGUCGUCUGGUCCAGAAAGUGCUAAGAUAUCAGUAUCCUCAGCAGCUAGGCCUUCAUUUCCUGCAUUUGCAACUAAUAAAGCAUCCUCUCCUGGAUGGAAACAAGAUCAACAAAAUUUUGAUCAUACCGGUAAUGCGUUGCAACAGUUAGGUAGUCAAUUUAAUCCGCAUGACCAAAAUCUUUCGCAGUACCAGCCAUAUCCGUCUGUUCCAAACAGUUCAAACCACUCUAACCCGCUGGUCCUCGGUAGCACCCAAUUCCCAGACUCUUCUGUCAGUCUGCCCCUACAUGCUGCAAGUUCAUCCAGACCUUUGAGUAAUUUUACGAUCCCUUCUCAAGGUGGACAAGUUACUGGAUCCUCGCAUCUCAACCAGCAGUAUCUGGCUGAAGCUCCUCUUGGAACUCAGAAAGGCUUUUUAGCACAUGGAACAGAUGCCUCUGGGUUGUACAGUUCACCUGUUUCUCAGCACCACAAUAAUUCUGUGACCUUUUCUGGUCAGACUUAUGGUGCUAAUUCACAGUCUCAGACCUUAGUCCCAUUAGUGUCUGAAAAGGUGAACACAGAAUACCCAAAUCAAAUGCAGCAGCUUCAGUCUGCACUUCUUGGUGCUGGUCAGAGCGCUCCAGAUGGUGAGGCUGACAAAAAUCACCGGUAUCAGUCUACACUCCAAUUUGCUGCUAACCUCCUCCUCCAGUUACAGCAGCAACAACAGCAGCAGCAGCAAAUGGGUAGUCAAUCUGGGCGAGGAUCUGGAAGUCAACAGUGACAAUUAUUACUCCAUAUAGCUUAAAGGGUGAGGGAAUUUAUCUCCAAUUAUAAGUGCACAGCCAUAGCAGUUUCUCAACUCUUGGAUACAGCUAUGGAACAGCAAAAGCAGAAGUAGAAGUUACAGUUAUGCUUUUCAACAAAUGCCCUUUGAGCAACAUUUGCAGAGAUGAAAUCAAAGCCCUCGGUCAAAAACUUUACUCAGUGCAAUUAUAGUUCUGCGCCAUGAUGGCUUUUAAGUUAUUCUAAUUUUAUCUUAUUGAAAGUUGUAAAUGAAUUUCGUACAAUUAUAGAAAAAUUGUUGAGCACCAUAAGUAGUAAAAAAUAAUUUCAGAUUUUAGUUUGUUAAAAUUAUAAUAGAUGAUAAAUAUGAAUUUUCAUUCUAAGGCGAAUUUUUUAAUCCAUAGGAUUGAAGAUCAUAACAAAAAGUUUUACUGAAAGAAAGUUCCCUAGGGAUCCUUUUCUAUUCAGUCAAAAAGUUGUCUUUUCUGCACUUUCGAAUAUGCAUACUUUGUUUGAACUGUAAUUUCUGGCCAAGCUAUAAUGUUAGUUUGGGAUAAAGAUUAAUAAUAAAGAAAAUACUUACCUUUAUCUUGUUUCAUACACACUUUUUUUAAAAUUUUAUUUUUGGGGUGGGGGUUCAUUCAAUCUUAAUUUUUUUCAGAUAAGGGGUCACCUUUAGAUAGAACCUAUCAUCUCCUUCCUUAAUUCAUAUGAGUGAAUUUAUUAUUAGUUCAUGUGAGUAGUUUUAUUAUUAGACUAGCAAAGAGGUAGACAGGAUAUACAUAUAUAUAGACUUGGACAAUGACCAAACAUUGUUCUCUAAAAAAUGAUUUUUCAUAUUAGUUCCUUUUGAAGAAAAAAAAAAAGUACUUGUGGAGCAUGUGGUUUGAAUGGAGUUGUUAAAAUUUGUUGGUAGAAAUGUUUUCAAAAAAUGGUUGUAUUAUUUAAUUUAUUCAGUAUUUGAUUCUUGUUACUUUUACUAAUACAAAGAAUCUAUGGAACUUGAGGUCAUGGACCACACAAGCUGUCCCAUAACAGUAGAACCUGACUUGAAGUUAACGAGUUUAGGUUGACCAUUGCUUGAUAGGAACACAAAUAUGGCACGACCCCUAACACGAAUAAUAGCCGUGUUUAGUUAAUGCCAAACAUGAGUAGCCCAAUUUUGGCAUGAUAAGCACAUUUAACUAGUAUUAUAUAAAGGAAAUCAUUCGAUUUUCCCAUUUUUUAGUAUUCAAUAUAUGAUUUGUCGUAUAAUUUAGGCUUAGUUUUUAUGAGUUUGUUAGUAGCAUGAUUAAGUAGAUUGUUCUUUUACAGGUAAUGUAUAAGUGAUAGAUUUGAUUUAGCAAUAAGGGAAACUUAGUUAUAAGUUUUUAGUUCACCUUAUAAAUGGGUCAACCUGAAUAUGUUACCAUUAAAAAUGAGUUGCAUUAGUGUUGAGAGUUGAGUCAUUUGUCAGAUUAAUUAAAUGGGUUGGGUUAGGGUUGACUAGUAUAUUAUAAACCAGUUGUAUUAGUGUUGAGUGUUGAGUCAUUUGACAGAUUAAUUAAAUGGGUCGGGAUAGGGUUGACUAGAAGUCAACGUGAACACGUCCCCCUACCACGAAUUGCCACCCUUAGUUACAUUAACCCUUAUUCCAUCUAGUUUGGAUCCCGAUGAAUUACACCUUAAUGAAGUGAGUGAAUGCGAUAGUUGCUCAAGUAUUCAAUCUCUCUUUUUUCUUAAGGAAUGCUUUUAGCUAAACUAACUCUUAGAAUGAAUCCUCCCAUUGGAUGACACUUAACCAUGACCAAGACAGUUGGAGCCACUCGAGCCCACUUAUGGAAAUGUGGUAUAUGCGUAUGGCUCCAGCCAGAAGGUUAAUUGAAGUAAUAUAUCUCUUGUAGAACUAGCACUAAUGGAUAUAUUCCAAGUUAUUUUCGCCCUUCUAAUUCGCACUUGAGAUCAUAUUCACUUUUACUUUUCAACACUCAUGCCCUUUAUCACUAUUUGAACUUCUAUGUUCAUGAUUUGACUUUAUUUUUCUAAAAAUGAUUUUGACAAAAUUAAUGUUGCCAAGUAUGUUGUGGAACUCUUGGAUUUUUCAAGCAUACGGAGAUAGAUAAACAAUAAAUGCCUUUUAUAUGCAUUUUUUAAAAUAAAAAAAGGUCUCCUAUAUGCCAACAUGAAUGUCAUGUAUUACAUCAGAGUUCUGCAUUUAUUUAUGUUAAUUAAUGAUGAAAUCUUCGAUUUCUAAUUUUCUACCAAUUCAGAAACACUUUUGUGGUCGUUGUGUGUUUUUGGUUGUUUUCUAAUUUGGAACAUUUAACUUUCACGUAAGAAGAAUCCUUCACUUAAGUAGUUUUAUCCUUACUUCGGAACAAAUUAGGUUUUUUCUUUUCCCAUCAUGUGUCUUUCCUUUUUUCUCUUUCAAUUCUUCCUUAUAUUUGUAAUUAGUGGAGAAAGUUAGAUAAACAAGUUACAGGUAAGGAAGGGACUUCCAUCAAUAGAACUAUGAUUUUGGGCAUGUGAUAGGUUGUUUCUGAAAGUCGAGAUGCAUCGUACAACUGGACUCUUGCUUUGUAGAGUUACCAAAGUUCUCCACCUGCUCUGAACCAGUUAUUUUGGCGAUUCUGUUUUCCAAGCGUGGUUCCUAAUAUUUCGAACCAGGACUACCCCCAACAUAAUGCGUACGAGGAGCGUAUCACAUUCCCAUACCCAUUCCAGUAUCCUACUAAUCCGGGUACAUACCUAUUAGACAAUAGGACAUCGAUUUUUGAUGUUUGCAGUCUCAUCUCUAUGAUGGAAGCCCUUCAAUGAUCAUUUCUGUUAAGGUUAAGCCACGUAAUGUAGAACACAUUCAUUUAAAAUCAUAUAUUGCUAUUAUUUGAAUGUAAAAUUGAAAAUAGUUGUCACAUCUGUUACGUUGUUUUGAUUUUUUUUUGGGUGGGUUUAUAUAAAUCUAGAAUGAUAGGAGGGGGAAGAUAUUCUAUUUUGUACAUCCUAUGAUUUUUUGAGAAGGAUGUAAAUUUUGUUGUAUAUCUUCACUUCAAUGGUUGAUUAUUUUAUUAUUAUUAUUUUUUCAACUGGGUGGUUCCAGCUGCAUGUGUGGCAUUGCAUUAUUUUGUCAGAAUGACAAUUAUUUGGAGUAAGUAAUAGGGGUUUGGUGUUGGGAAGAUGUGCAGUGGUGAAUAGACAGAUUUGAGGAUGUGAGGGAUGAGGAGGUGUGGAGAGGGUUCGUUUUUGGGCUUCUCUUUGGGUAUUGGUGUUGUCAAAGUUUAGGAAGAGUUUUGCAACUAUGUUACUUUGAAAUUGAUUUUGUAGGUUCUCGAUGUCCUAUUGUCUAAUAUAACAGUAUUAAUCUGAAUUAGAACAUUUAGGUAUAUGUUGUAAUCGUAGCAAUGAAAUGCUUUUGUGUAAACUUGAUUGUUUAAUAAGCAUUAUGUUUCAUAGCUCAGUAAGUUAUUUUGUGGUGGGUUGUAUGAUCAAAUUUUUGUAUACAGUUGAGGAUGCAUAAUUUGAUAUAAACUUUUUAGUUUUUAUUAUAUUGUGGUUUCUGCAUAAAUUUGGACAGUAUUGUUAAUCUAGGACUCAAGUUGUUUUCUUGAUGCAGCUGCAUUGUCAUUGCUAGUUUUAUCUUUUCGAAAACAUGUUUUUAUUAGUUUUUUCUUUCUAAGAAUACUUGUUUCAUGUUUGGUCCAUUGAUUGUGUAUAUUACACUUGUUGAUAUAUGUUGACACUUUUCUUGUGCUUAAGGUUACUUUGUUUUAUUUAUUUUUUAUCCUUGUCUGCAACUAUUAACUUAUAAUGUGCAUUUGAAACUGCUUAUGUUUUUUUGGCGGUAGUUUGUCUCAUUAGUUUUGUGCUCCUGUUAUUUUAGUGGAUUGUUCUUUAUAUGUGAUGACAUGGUUUUCAGUUAUAGCAAUUAUUAUUGAUUUGAUAAUUUAUGCUGCUAAAGAGAGCACUAUAUUGAAGUGUGUUAUCUUCUUUCUUUUUUCCCCAUCAGUUUUCUUCUACCAUGCAUUACAUGUUUAUUUUAUAUUUGUAGCCUGAACUUGUUCUAUUUAGUUUAUAUUUUUCUGGCCUUUCGAAGCGAUGGUCUUUUGUGACUAUUAUCUGACUUUAGGGUAAGUCUUUUUCAACCUUAUCGAAUUGUAACUAUGAUAUGUAAUAUGUUAUGUAAGAGUUCUUCAGACAUAAUUUCAUGAAAAUUGCAAUGCUUGGUAAA
This is a messenger RNA of Prunus avium (sweet cherry), 7369 nucleotides long. RefSeq names its product RNA binding protein (gene FPA). Gene Ontology annotation, molecular function: RNA binding. Lineage: Eukaryota; Viridiplantae; Streptophyta; Magnoliopsida; Rosales; Rosaceae. The record is from RefSeq and is a predicted model, not a curated record.